Podarcis muralis (Common wall lizard) is the source of this 1718-nucleotide messenger RNA. Its product is annotated as keratin, type I cytoskeletal 17-like. Gene Ontology annotation, cellular component: cytoskeleton. Gene Ontology annotation, molecular function: structural molecule activity. The record is from RefSeq and is a predicted model, not a curated record. Gene Ontology annotation, biological process: intermediate filament organization; epithelial cell differentiation. NCBI's taxonomy places the organism in Eukaryota, Metazoa, Chordata, Lepidosauria, Squamata, Lacertidae.
AUGAGAAGCAGCACCGUGCACAGUCCAGUAAUCGUGGGAAGAAAUAGCGCAAGUGUUGGCUCGAAUGGGAGAUCCAGGUUUUCCUCUGUCUCUUCCAGCUAUCACACCUCUUGUGGGCUCGGUAGUGCCAGAGGCAAUGCCUCCCGCUUUGAAGGUCGUUCCACCCAUGACUAUGGAAUUGGCCAAAGCAACUUUCUGAGCAGCGGUUGUCAUGGUGCAUUUAUCAGGGGUGGCCAUAGGAGGAGAAUGAGUACAGGUAGCUGCCCCAGUGGUAACCAUGGCGGUUAUCCUCCAUUUGGAUAUGGGGAUGGGCUAGCUGAAGUCAGGUCCGAUGGAGCUGGCAAUGGAGUUGGCGGGACGGGUGGUGAUCCCGAAGCUUGCGGCAUUGUCUUUUCUUCUACUGAUGGAAAGGCGGUCAUGCAGGACCUCAAUGACCGCUUGGCCAGUUAUAUAGACCAAGUGCGAUGCCUGGAGGCUGAAAAUGCUGAGCUUCAGUCCAAGAUCAGUGAUUUCCAUGCCAAGAACAGGUUGGCUGGUGAACUGAAGGACUACAGCCACUAUUAUCAGCAGAUUGAGGAGCUUCAAAAGCAGAUUGUAUGUACAACAGUAGAGAACAACAGCAUAAUUAUCAAGAUUGACAACAAUCACCUGAACGUUGAAGACAUGAAGCACAAGCUUGAUACUGAGUGUGGCCUUUGUGAGAAUGUGGAGGCUGACAUUAAUGGCUUAUACCCCGUUUUGGAUCAAUUGGCCAGCUGUAAGACUGACAUGGAAGCUGAACUGGAGUCACUGCAAGAAGAACUGUCUGGUCUCAAAAAGAACCACGAAGAGGAAUUAAUCUCUUUGCAAAAACUUUGUUCAAGUGAUGUCAACAUGGAAAUCAGUGCCUGCCCCAGUCGAGAUCUGAAGAAAAUCCUGGAGGAGAUAAGAUGCAAGUACGAAGCAACGAUCGACUCAAACCGCAAGGAGGUUGCAGAGUGGUAUGAAGGCAAGCUGGAGGAAGUGAACCAGGAAAUCUGCACCACUAGCAAGGAAGCUGAGGAUGGCAACCAUAAGGCCAUUGAGCUGAAACGUCAGCUGCAGGCCUUAGAGAUUGAUCUCCAAGCCCAGCGCAAUCUGAGAGACACACUGCAAGCGUCCUUGGCUGAAGGAGAACAUCGCUACAAUGCUCAACUAGCCGAAAUACAGGAUCGCAUCUCCUGCAUGGAGCAGCAGCUGGCAGAGCUGCGCUUGGAAAUGGAGGGCCAGGACCGGGAAUACAAAGAGCUCCUGGAUGUUAAGAACAGGUUGGAGCAAGAGAUCCAGACAUACCGCAGCCUGCUAGAAAAUGUGCCAGGCGAAGUACAUGCCACACCAUGAAAGAACAGCCUAAUUUCUUAUCCCCUACCAUUUCCGUUGCAUGACUAGAUUGGGACUAAGGUUAAUUUCCAGCAAAGGCCAACUAUGUUGAAAUAUCUGCAUCUUAAUUCUUGGUUUCAGUUUUUAAUGGCUUCUGGUCAUUUCUACUUCUGAAUAAGGCUGAGCUGAAAGAGGGGGAGAUUUCUGCAAACAUGGAAAAACUCCUUUUGGUAACCUGCAGGGGACUGCAGUGAAAGGGGGAGAAAGUGUUCAGGAAGCAUUGCUCUGUGUCAGCCUUCUGUUGAAGUGAUCAUCUUUCUGCAUUUUUUUGCUUCUGGCACCUAUUCUGCUAAUCCACACAACUUGCUCAUUUUGUUGUU